UUUUUUUUUGGUGGAAAGGAAGCCUCUUCAUUGUAAAGCUGUUAAAAGCAAAAUAAGAACACAGCUGUUCUUUCAGAAUGAUUUGGCUUUAUCAAAUGAUUCAUGUCAGCUGUCUUAUUUGCUUUGGUUCGGGUGAAUGUAUGACUGAGCUGUAUAAAGAUAAAUUCUUUCAGGGAGGAGAUGUGGCUAAUUUUACACCUACCGCCAAAUACUGCCAAAUAGUGUGUACCUAUCAUCCAAGGUGUUUGCUGUUCAGCUUCCUGUCUGCAAGAUCAACUAAAAACCAUAAAUGGUUUGCCUGCUUCCUGAAAGACACUGUCACAGAAAUAUUGCCUACAGUGAACAUGACAGGAGCAAUCUCUGGGCAUUCCUUUAAACAAUGUCAACACCAAUUAAGUGCUUGCCACACAGACAUCUAUGAAGGAUUUGACAUGAAGGGAAUGAACUACAACUCCUUUGUUACCACAAGCAUUCAAGAAUGUGAAGACAGAUGCACCAACGAUGCUCACUGUCAUUUCUUUACAUAUGCCCUGCAGACGUUUCACAGUGAGGCCCAUCGCAAUGUGUGCUUAUUGAAAUAUACUACAACAGGAUUCCCAACAAAAAUAGAGUUGCUUGAGAAUGUGGUAUCUGGAUUCUCACUGAAAUCUUGCGCAGUUUCCAAAAUGGCUUGCAUCCGGGACAUCUUCCCAAAUACCAUUUUUGCCGACAUCAAUGAAGACAGGAUUUUCACUCCUGAUCCUUGGGUGUGCCAAAGUAUUUGUACUCAUCAUCCCAACUGCCUGUUUUUUACAUUCCUUUCCAAAACGUGGCCUACAGAAUCCCAACGAAAUCUUUGCCUCCUUAAAACAUCCCAAAGUGGAAUUCCGAGUACACGUAUCACCAGAAAGAAUGCCUUUUCAGGUUUUAGCCUAUUAAGUUGCAGGCACAGCGUCCCAGUGCUUUGUCAUGGCACCAUUUAUGACAACACUGAUUUCUUGGGAGAGGAACUGGAUAUUUUUGAGGCCAAAGGUCACAAAGCCUGUCAACAAAGGUGCACGGACACCAUACGCUGCCAAUUUUUUACUUAUUCACCACUUGAAGAAACAUACGGCAAAGGGAAAGGUAAAUGUUAUUUGAAAAUGUCUUCAAAUGGUUCCCCAACUAAAAUACUUCAUGGACGAGGAGGCGUCUCUGGCUAUACAUUAAGGCUAUGUAAAAUGGAAAAUGCAUGCACAAACAAGAUAAAAGGAAAAAUUGUUGGAGGAACUAACUCGGUUGUUGCCGAGUGGCCAUGGCAGGUAAGCCUGCAUGUCACAUCAUCCACCCAGAGACACCUGUGCGGAGGAUCCAUCAUUGGGAACCAGUGGAUAGUAACAGCUGCCCAUUGCCUUGAAGGAGUAGAGGCUGCAGCAGUUUUACGUGUCUAUGCUGGCAUUGUAAACCAGUCUCAGAUCCAUGGAAAUACCCCAUUCUUCAGAGUUCAAGAGAUCAUUAUUCAUGAAAAAUAUGAAAUGGCAAAACAUGGGUAUGACAUUGCCUUGUUGAAAGUUGAAGUUCCUAUUAAUUACACCACUCUCCAGCAACCCAUAUGCCUUCCUUCCAAAGGAGAUGGAAAAAUGAUAUAUAGCAAUUGCUGGGUAACUGGUUGGGGAUACACAAAAGAAAGAGGAAAAGUACAAGACACUCUUCAGAAGGUCUCUGUUCCUUUGAUAACAAAUGAAGAUUGCCAAAUGAGAUACAGAGAAUACAAGAUAACCAAUUGGAUGAUCUGUGCUGGUUAUAAAGAAGGCGGGAAAGAUGCUUGCAAGGGAGACUCCGGAGGCCCCCUCUCCUGCCAACACAAUGGCAUCUGGCAUUUGGUGGGUAUCACCAGUUGGGGGGAAGGCUGUGCUCUCCCUGGACGUCCUGGUGUUUAUACCAAAGUGGACCAGUAUGUGGACUGGAUUCUAAAACAUACUUCAACAUGAAGAGGACCUUCAAUGUCUUUUGCCUCUAAGAAAUAAGAAAUAUGUUUUUAAUUACAAGACAGUUUUGCAGUACAUUAUUUUCUUUGGUCCUAAUGAAGACCAGUAAGUCAUCAACUUUCCUUUGCUUUUAUUGUGAGAGUCAGCCAUGGUGUAGUGGUGAGCUGACUUUAAGGCCUGGAGAACCUGAGUUCAAGACCUGCCUCCCAUGUGUGUUGGCAGUCUGACUUUGGGGAAGUCACUUACCUUCUCACUGUUCUCAGCAGCUCUCUAAGAGCUACAGACAGGGCACCCGCCUAUUUUGGUAGAAGGAGUUUCUUCACUGAGAAUGACCUAUAACACUGAAAUCACGGGUCUAGUUCCUAUUCCUAUCCCCUAGGAUGCCUUCUCCUUGUUGCAAUAAAGCAGACAAUGAGAAAGCAAA
This is a messenger RNA of Dromiciops gliroides (monito del monte), 2370 nucleotides long. RefSeq names its product coagulation factor XI (gene F11). Gene Ontology annotation, biological process: proteolysis. Gene Ontology annotation, molecular function: serine-type endopeptidase activity; protein binding. Gene Ontology annotation, cellular component: extracellular region. NCBI's taxonomy places the organism in Eukaryota, Metazoa, Chordata, Mammalia, Microbiotheria, Microbiotheriidae. The record is from RefSeq and is a predicted model, not a curated record.